Messenger RNA from Coregonus sp. 'balchen', 35389 nucleotides. NCBI's taxonomy places the organism in Eukaryota, Metazoa, Chordata, Actinopteri, Salmoniformes, Salmonidae. The record is from the annotation of a GenBank genome assembly.
AUGCGGCCAUGGAAGUCCAGUGUCGAUCGGUGCUCAGUGGAUGAGGAUGCUGGUUACAGUAAAUGGAAAGAGAGGGGGCUCAUGGGUAGGUGUCAGUAAGAGCUGGGAGAGGUGACAUUAGUUGGAAAAAGAGAGAAGAGAGAGAGAGGGGGAGAGAGACAGAGCAAAGGGUUGUCCAGACUUUUCACACUCGUGCUUUGACCACCAGACACAGAAAGAGAAAGAAAACAGUUAUCAGCUGAACAUAACAAGAUGCCAGUGGAAGGAAGGACAGUAGCAGGCGAUCCAACUGUGGUUUGUUACUAUUAUGAUUUCCCAUUGUAGCCAAUUCAUAGAAAUUCUGUUACCGAUUUUUCUGAAAUUCUGUUUUUGAGUUUUAAUCACUUAAUAAUUCAUGAACAAAAUUGAUAUUAGUAAAAACUCUUUAACUAAUUGAUACGUCUACCUUUACUUAUUACUUCUUUGAACUUUCAUUAUCCUCUCCUCAUGAGGGAGAGAAAUUAGAAAAUAUCUUAAAGAUUUGUGGUUUUUUUGGUAACAUAAUUUUAAGGCACAAGGCAAUGUUUCUUAAACUUACAGAAGGCAGAAAAAAAUAUUUUAAACUAAAUAUCAGUGUUGAUAUUAGUUGGCAGGGAUCUUUACUUCAACAUGAUUGUGUUUUGAUGUAUUUCUAAUACCUUUUAAGAAUUAUUCUGGUAGAUGUUUUCUAAGAUCCAUUUUCCAUCAGUUUGACAAGAAAUCAAAGCCUUUGGUUAUUCCCAAUUUUUAGGAUGGAAAAUAGUUGAAAAAUGUAUAUAUGCCUUAAUUUCUCAAAAAUUCAGACUCCGCUUUCAUUUGACACCCAAUUCGACAUGUUCCUAUGGGUCCUUUUACAUGGAAAUGACCACCACUCUCUGCUACAACAUUAUUUAAGCAUUAUCAGCUCUAAUUUGUGUUAGCCUAUGUAAUGUAAUGGUGAUGAGUGAUAUAUACAUAAGUAUUCAGACCUUUUACUCAGUACUUUGUUGAAGCACCGUUGGCAGCGAUUACAGCCUUGAGUCUUCUUGGGUAUGACGCUACAAGCUUGGCACACCUGUAUUUGGGGAGUUUCUCCUAUUCUUCUCUGCAGAUCCUCUCAAGCUCUGUCAGGUUGGAUGGGGAGCAUUGCUGCACAGCUAUUUUCAGGUCUCUCCAGAGAUGUUCUUUCGGGUUCAAGUCCGGGCUCUGGUUGGGCCACUCAAGGACAUUCAGAAACUUGUCCUAAAGCCACUCCUGCUUUGUCUUGGCUGUGUGCUGUUAGGGUUGUUGUCCUGUUGGAAGGUGAACCUUCGCCCCAGUCUGAGGUCCUGAAGCAGGUUUUCAUCAAGGAUUUCUCUGUACUUUGCUCUGUUCAUCUUUCCCUCGAUCCUGACUAGUCUCCCAGUCCCUGCCGCUGAAAAACAUCCCCACAGCAUGAUGCUGCCACACAGGGAUGGUGCCAGGUUUCCUCCAGACGUGAUGCUUGGCAUUCAGGCCAAAGAGUUCAAUCUUGGUUUCAUCAGACCAGAUAAUCUUGUUUCUCAUGGUCUGAGAGUCUUUAGGUGCCUUUUUGCAAAGCCCAAGCAGGCUUUCAUGUGCCUUUAAAUGAGGAGUGGCUUCCAUCUGGCCACUAUACUAUAAAGGCCUGAUUGGCGGAGUGCUGUAGAGAUGGUUCUCCCAUCUCCACAGAGGAACUCUGGAGCUCUGUCAGAGUGACCAUUGGGUUCUUGGUCACCUCCCUGACCAAGGCCCUUCUCCCCCAUUGCUCAGUUUGGCCGGGCGGCCAGCUCUAGGAAGAGUCUUGGUGGUUCCAAUGUGUUUUUGAGGACCUUCAAUGCUGCAGAAAGGUUUUGGUACCCUUCCCCAGAUCUGUGCCUUGACACAAUCCUGUCUCUGAGCUUUACGGACAAUUCCUUCGACCUCAUGGCUUGGUUUUUGCUCUGACAUGCACAGCCAACCGUGGGACCUUAUAUAGACAGGUGUGUGCCUUUUCAAAUAAUGUCCAAUCAAUUGAAUUUACCACAGGUGGACUACAAUCAAGUUAUAGAAACAUCUGAAGGAUGAUCAUUGUAAACAGGAUGCACCUGAGCUCAAUUUAUUUACUUAUGUAAAUAAGGUAUUUCAGUUUUUUAUUUUAAAUACAUUUGCAAAAAAAUCUAAAAACCUGUUUUCGCUUCAUCAUUAUGGGGUAUUGUGUGUAGAUUGAUGAGGGAAAAAAAAGAAUGUAAUCCUUUUUAGAAUAAGGCUGUAACGUAACAACACGUGGAAAAAGUGAAGGGGUCUGAAUACUUUCCGAAUGCACGGUAUAUGCCUUAAUUUCUCAAAUAUAUGGUCUCAGCUUUCAUUUGACACCCAAUUCAACAUGCUCCUAUGGGUCUUUUAACAUGGAAAUGACCACCACUCUCUGGUGGAGAUAUUUCUGUAUUUCAUUUUCAAUCAAUUUGCAAACAUUAAUAAAAUAAAUAAAAUGUAAUCAAGUUUGAAUACUUUCUGAAGGCACUGUAUAACUUUUCCCCACAGAUCUACAUAUUCAAUUAGUACUAUUUGUUCUCACAGAACAAGUGUUGAAAAGUCACAUACUAAUUUGGAUUUGAGGGGAACUGCGUACAAUUAAAUGGGAAGGAUACUUAUGUAAAGAAUAUUAAUGUUUAGUUGUAAGGUAUUCAGAGAUGUGAUGAGCUUAGCCAGUUGAAGCCUGCAGUGAGAUCUAGCCUCCGGCAACAAGGAUUAUCACCGUGCAAGUCAGGACAGAGCUCCUCACCUUGUUCCUGUGAUAGAAGGCGGAUGCUGAGUACUAGACUAUGAAAGUGUGUGUCUGCACUGCAGCUCACUCAAGUCAUGACAAGGAAGUGUGUGUGUGUGUGUGUGUGUGUGUGUGUGUGUGUGUGUGUGUGUGUGUGUAUGUGUGUGUGUGUGAGAUCAUGCUGUGCUGUGUGAUCUGUCUCUCACUUGUGUCCUUCAGUGAAAAGGAGGGAGGGAAAUACAGCAAACGCCUCUAGGAAGGAACUUAAGUUAACAAACUGAGGAGGGCAGGGCUGCAAUUGAAUAGGAGAGGAGAGGAGGACAUGGCACUCUGCUGACCCAGUUGGCUGCUGUAUAACCUCUAAAAUGUGACCUUUAACCAACAGGCUCCAUGGCUUGGUGAUUUAAGAAUAAAUCAUACAUGAUGUCAAUCCCCUCCUCUCACUUUACCUUCCUCUGUGUGGAUGAUGUAAUACACUUGGAAAAAACAUUUUCCAUUUACUCCAUCAAACACAGGCUCAAGGAAUUUGUAUUUGUAUUUAUUAUGAAUCCCCAUUAGCUGCUGCCAAGGCAGCAGCUACUCUUCCUGGGGUCCGGCAAAAUUAAGGCAGUUAUACCAUUUAAAAAACAUUACAAUACAUUCAUAACAGAUUUCACAACACACUAAGUGUCUGCCCUCAGGCCCCUACUCCACUACCACAUAUCUACAACACAGAAUCCACGUGUACGUGUUUGUAUAGUGCGUAUGUUAUCAUGUGUGUGUAUGCAUGUGCCUGUGCCUAUGUUUGUGUUGCUUCACAGUCCCCGCUGUUCCAUAAGGUGUAUUUUUAUCUGUUUUUAAAAAUCUGAUUCCACUGCUUGCAUCAGUUACCUGAUGUGGAAUAGUGUUCCAUGUAGUCAUGGCUUUAUGUAGUACUGUGCGCCUGUCACGAUCGUCGUAUGGAGUAGACCAAGGCGCAGCGUGAUGAACGAACAUAUUGAAUCUUUAUUAUCAAUAGUGAUAAUAUACACAACAAAACAACAAAACGAAACGUGCAGUCCUACGGUUUAACAUAACCAACAAGGAACAAACCAAAACAGAAACAAGAUCCCACAAAUACAAAGGGAAAACAGACAGUUUAAAUAUGGCUCCCAAUCAGAGACAACCAACAACAGCUGACACUCGUUGCCUCUGAUUGGGAGCCACUCAGGCCAACAUAGAAAUAGCACAACAAGAACUCCCGACAUAGAAAUACAACACAUAGAAUGACCACACCCUGGCUCAACAUAUAGAGUCCCAGAGCCCGGGUGUGACAGCGCCUCCCAUAGUCUGUUCUGGACUUGGGAACUAUGAAGAGACCUCUGGUGGAAUGUCUUGUGGGGUAUGCAUGUGUGCUAGUCUGAGCUGUGUGCUAGUCAUUUAAACAGACAGCUCCGUGCCUUCAACAUGUCAAUACCUCUCACAAAUACAAGUAGUGUUGAAGUCAAUCUGUCCUCCACUUUAAGCGAGGAGAGAUUGACAUGCAUAUUAUUAAUGCUCUCUGUUUACAUCCAAAGGCCAGCCGUGCUGCCCUGUUCUGAGCCAAUUGCAAUUUUCCUAAGUCCCUCUUUGUGGCACCACACGACUGAACAGUAGUCCAGGUGCGACAAAACUAGAGCCUGUAGGACCUGCCUUUAUUAUGGACAGACUUCAACCCAUCUUAGCUACUGUUGUAUCAGUAUGUUUUGACCAUGACAGUUUUCAAUCUAGGGUUACUCCAAGCAGUUUAGUCACCUCAACUUCCUCAAUCUUCACAUUAUUUAUUACAAUAUUUAGUUGAGGUUUAGGGUUUAGUGAAUGAUUUGUUCCAAAUACAAUGCUUUUAGUUUUAGAAAUAUUUAGGACUAACUUAUUCCUUGCCACCCAUUCUGAAACUAACUGCAGCUCUUUGUUAAGUGUUGCAGUCAUUUCAGUCGCUGUAGUAGCUGACGUGUAUAGUGUUGAGUCAUCCGCAUACAUAGACACACUGGCUUUACUCAAAGCCAGUGGCAUGUCGUUAGUAAAGAUUGAAUAAAGUAAGGGGCCUAGACAGCUGCCCUGGGGAAUUCCUGAUUCUACCUGGAUUAUGUUGGAGAGGCUUCCAUUAAAGAACACCCUCUGUGUUCUGUUAGACAGGUAAGUCUUAAUCCACAAUAUAGCAAGGGGUGUAAAGCCAUAACACAUACGUUUUUCCAGCAGCAGACUAUGAUCGAUAAUGUCAAAAGCCGCACUGAAGUCUAACAAAACAGGCCCCACAAUAUUUUUAUCAUCAAUUUCUCUCAGCCAAUCAUCGUCAUUUGUGUAAGUGCUGUGCUUGUUGAAUGUCCUUCCCUAUAAGCAUGCUGAAAGUCUGUUGUCAAUUUGUUUACUGUAAAAUAGCAUUGUAUCUGGUCAAACACAAUUUUUUCCAAAACUUUACUAAGGGUUGGUAACAGGCUGAUUGGUCGUCUAUUUGAUCCACCAAAGGGGGCUUUACUAUUCUUAGGUAGCGGAAUGACUUUUGCUUCCCUCCAGGCCUGAGGGCACACACUUUCUAGUAGGCUUACAUUUAAGAUAUGGCAAAUAGGAGUGGCAAUAUCGUCUGCUAUUAUCCUCAGUAAUUUUCCAUCCAAGUUGUCAAACCCUGGUGGCUUGUCAUUGUUGAUAGACAACAAUAAUUGUUCACCUCUUCCACACUCACUUUACGGAAUUCAAAAUUACAAUGCUUGUCUUUCAUAAUUUGGUCAGAUAUACUUGGAUGUGUGGUGUCAGCGUUUGUUGCUGGCAUGUCAUGCCUAAGUUUGAUAAUCUUGCCAAUGAAAAAAUCAUUAAAGUAGUUGGCAAUAUCAGUGAGUUUUGUGAUGAAUGAGACAUCUGAUUCAAUGAAUGAUGGAGCUGAGUUUGCCUUUUUUCCCAGAAUGUCCUUGAAGAUUUUUACUAUCAUUCUUUAUGUCAUUUACCUUUGUUUCAUGGUAUAGUUUCUUCUUCUUUUUAUUCAGUUUAGUCACAUGAUUUCUCAAUUUGCAGUACGUUUGCCAAUCGGUUGUGCAGCCAGACUUAUUUGCCAUUCCUUUUGCCUCAUCCCUCUCAACCAUACAAUUUUUCAAUUCCUCAUCAAUCCACAGGGAUUUAACAGUUUUUACAGUCAUUUUCUUAAUGGGUGCAUGCUUAUUAGUAACUGGGAUAAGCAAUUUCAUAAAUGUGUCAAGUGCAACAUCUGCUUGCUCCUCAUUACACACCACGGACCAAAAAUUAUUCUUUACAUCAACAACAUAGGAAUCACUACAAAACUUAUUUUAUGACCUCUUAUACACUAUAUUAGGCCCAGCCUUUGGAACUUUGGUUUUCCUAGAUAUGGCUAUUAUAUUGUGAUCAGUACAUCCGAUGGAUCCGAAUACUGCUUUCAAGCACAUUUCUGCAGCAUUAGUAAAGAUGUGAUCAAUACAUGUUGAUGAUUUCAUUCCUAUGCUGUUUGUAACUACCCUGGUAGGUUGACUGAUAACCUGAACCAGUUUGCAGGCACUGGUUACAGUUUGAAGCUUUUUCUUGAGUGGGCAGCUUGAUGAAAAGCAGUCAAUAUUUAAAUCACCCAGAAAAUAUACCUCUCUGUUGAUCUCACAUACAGUACCUGUCAAAAGUUUGGACACACCUACUCAUUCCAGGGUUUUUCUUUUUUUAAACUAUUUUCUACAUUGUAGAAUAAUAGUGAAGACAUCAAAACUAUGAAAUAACACAUAUGGAAUCAUGUAGUAACCAAAAAAGUGUUAAACAAAUCAAAAUAUAUUUUAUAUUUGAGAUUCUUCAAAGUAGCCACCCUUUGUUUUGAUGACAGCUUUGCACACUCUUGGCAUUCUCUCGACCAGCUUCAUGAGGUAGUCACCUGGAAUGCAUUUAAAUUAACAGGUAUGCCUUGUUAAAAGUUAAUUUGUGGAAUUUAUUUCCUUAUUAAUGCAUUUGAGCCAGUCAGUUGUGUUGUGACAAGGUAGGGGUGGUUUACAGAAGAUAGUCCUAUUUGGUAAAAGACCAAGUCCAUAUUAUGGCAAGAACAGCUCAAAUAAGCAGAGAGAAACGACAGUCCAUCAUUACUUUAAGACAUAAAGGACCGCCACAGGAAAGGAAGACCCAGAGUUACCUCUGCUGCAGAGGAUAAAUUCAUUAGAGUUACCAGCCUCAGAAAUUGAAGUCCAAAUAAAUGCUUCACAGAGUUCAAGUAACAGACACAUCUCAACAUCAACUGUUCAGAGGAGACUGCGUGAAUCAUGCCUUCAUGGUCGAAUUUCUGCAAAGAAACCACUACUAAAGGACACCAAUAAGAAGAAGAGACUUGCUUGGGCCAAGAAACACGAGCAAUGGACAUUAGACCGGUGGAAAUCUGUCCUUUGGUCUGAUGAGUCCAAAUUAGAGAUUUUUGGUUCCAACAGCCGUGUCUUUGUGAGACGCAGAGUAGGUGAACGGAUGAUCUCUGCAUGUGUGGUGCCCACUGUGAAGCAUGGAGGAGGAGGUGUGAUGGAGUGGGGGUGCUUUGCUGGUGACACUGUCUGUGAUUUAUUAGAAUUCAAGGCACACUUAACCAGCAUGGAUACGCCAUCCCAUCUGGUUUGCGUUUAGUGGUUCUAUCAUUUGUUUUUCAACAGGACAAUGACCCAAAACACACCUCCAGGCUGUGUAAGGGCUAUUUGACCAAGGAGAGGGAUGGAGUGCUGCAUCAGAUGACCUGGCCUCCACAAUCAUCCGACCUCAACCCAAUUGAGAUGGUUUGGGAUGAGUUGAACUGCAGAGUGAAGGAAAAGCAGCCAAAAAGUGCUCAGCAUAUGUGGGAACUCCUUCAAUACUGUUGGAAAAGCAUUCGUCAUGAAGUUGGUUGAGAGAAUGCCAAGAGUGUGCGAAGCUGUCAUCAAAACAAAGGGUGGCUACUUUGAAGAAUCUAAAGUAUAACAUAUAUUUUGAUUUGUUUAACACUUAUUUGGUUAAUACAAGAUUCCAUAUGUGUUAUUUCAUAGUUUUGAUGUCUUCACUAUUAUUCUACAAUGUAGAAAAUAGUAAAAAUAAAGAACAACCCUUGAAUGAGUAGGUGUGUCCAAACUUUUGACUGGUAUUGAACAUUAUCAAGCAUUUCACAAGUUUUCCAGAUACUGACUGUUUGCACUUGGUGGUCUAUAGUAGCUUCCCACAAGAAUGGGCUUUAGGUGAGGCAGAUGAACCUGUGGCCAUAUUACUUCAACAGUAUUUAACAUGAGAUCCUCUCUAAUAUUUACAGGAAUGUGGUUCUGAAUAUAAACAGCAACACCUCCACCACUGGCAUUUCUGUAUUUUCUGUAAAUGUUAUAACCUUGUAUUGCUACCACAGGGAAUGAAAAAGAACAGGAUAAUGUGAAUCAUCUCUUUAUUUAAAACGUGAGGUCAGGCUGAGUCCUAAAAUCCUAAUCAUGAAUACAUGCACAUACAGUACAUGUAUUAGGCUAUAAUUAAGAGUAAAGUGAAAAUCCAAGAGAUUGGGGGCCAUUUUCAAUUAAAACUGGGUUUCCAGUUUAAGGCCAACACUGAAUUUAUAUUGCACCAUACAAGAAUGUACCUGUAAAUUCAUUCAAUUCAUAAAACAAUGUUUACUCUUACUCAAGCUCAAACAUGCUUUUUCACAUCACAAGAAAUACCUGGCUACAAUAUACUGUACCUUUAUCAGAUAUGACCUGGUAAAAGGCCAAAGUCUAUAGGCUUUGCUGGGCUCUUCAUAAAUGUUGUCUGUUUUCACUUUCUGUAUGUUGAGCUUGCUGGGGAUUGUUGUUUUGUGUUUGUAUGUUGUUUCCAUUGUAAGACUGCCAUAAUAAGACUGUAUCUCCUAUAAAUUCUCUCGCAGCAAUCUAUAAUUAUGACUCCAGAGCAGAGCAGGAGCUGUGUCUCCAGGUGGGAGACACUGUACACAUACUUGAGACAUUUGAAGGUGAGCAUGAACAGCCGACAUGCCCUAACAUAUCACUCUUGCCUCACAUUCUUACGUACAACAAGCUGUCAUACGCUAAGUUUUCAACUUUGUAAAACAUUGAACUAUUGACAUGGAUUGAUAAUAAUCAGCAAUGUUCACCACCUGUAUCUAGUUUGCCCUCUUCGCUUCUCAUCUGUCUUAUCUCUAUUGUAUUAUCCUUAUACCUGUCAUAUCUCUACAUCAAUCUUUAAUCUCCCCAGGCUGGUAUAGAGGGUACACACUACGGGACAAAGCACAGAAGGUAUGGCAACAACCGUAUAUCCAUUCAUAGUUUUUCAUUGAAAUUAGAAAAUAAUUUGAAGAAGAGGUUUACGUUUCUGUUUCAUCUCAUAGGGCAUAUUCCCAGCCUCGUACAUCCACCUAAAGGAGGCUAAAGUUGAAGGGACAGGGUAAGGUGUCACUCACUUGUCAUGUCAUUAGAAAUGUAUUGUAUUUGAUGGGAUGUGUGACUUGACCUAUUUGCACAAUUUGAUGCAUGUGAUGCACCUGUGGGACCCAAUAUCUGGUACUUUCCUUCCGUCCAUCUUGCAGCCAUCAGGAAAUAGUUAUCCCAGGAGACUUACCACUAGUACUGGAGUUAGGUGCCACUCUGAGGGAGUGGGCACAAAUAUGGCACAAGCUAUAUGUGGUACGUUGAGAAAACUAGUUUCUUAUCCAUCUCCCUACUUACAUAAUCUUCACAUUCAAGAAUUUACUUUACCCUUAUGCUGUUAUUCAACUCUGACACUCACUCUGUUUGGAAAAGUGUAAUUAUGUUAGCCUGAGUGACUGUAAUGAUGAAUAUGACUGUUUGUUUGACAGAACAACAAGACCACUCUGUUCAUGGGCGUACAACAGAUGGCCUACAGCCUCAUCGAGUAUCGAUCUCAGAUAGUGUCGGGAACAUUGCCCAAGGAUGACCUUGUGGAGCUCAGGAAGAAAGUCACAGCUAAGAUUGAUUAUGGAAACCGGUAUAAAUUGUACUCUACUUGAAUUGCAUUGUGACAUAAACAUGCUUGUAACAUUUUAUGUGACUAAGUCAUGGUGCUAAGAAUAUGCCCCUGUAAAUCCGUCUUAAGCUAUAUUUGAUGCUUUUUGUUGUACAGGAUUCUCGGGUUGGACCUGGUGGUGCGAGAUGACGCAGGGAACACUCUGGACCCGGACUGCACCAGCACAGUCAGUCUGUUCCGAGCCUUUGAGACUGCAUCCCGCAGUAUAGAUGACAGAAUACAAGAGGAGAAGGCAUGGACCAGCUGUUGUUUGUGCCUCUGAUAGAUAAACUACUAUAGGCUGCAGAGUUAGCCCUGCCAGUGCAUUGUGUGUGCUCAUACAGUGUCUCUGUGCCCCUCUGUAGACCCGGCUGCAGAAUCUGGAGAUGAGGCGCCAGUCCCUGUUUAGCACAGUGCACACAUACAGCCUCCUCAUGAACCUCAAGAACUUUGUUUGUAACAUCGGGGAGGAUGCAGAGCUGCUUAUGUCGCUCUAUGACCCUGACCAGUCAGAGUUCAUCAGGUCAGAUACCAACGCAUUUAAAUUCAUUGCAUUAUACUAAACCAGAUAACAUCACCACCAUUACCAUUCUGACGCCUGACAGAACAAUUCGUCCAGGACUCAUGUGUGUUCCACAUUGCAUAUAUAUUUAAUAACGUGACUGUAUGUAGGCAUUUUGAUAUAUUUGUGUUUUUGUGUUAUCUUGUCAAAAACACACAGAGGUUUGUUACAGUGAGGUAUGUGAGUUGUGAUUCUUGAUUGUGAAUGCCAUGUAUGUUUGCAGUGAGAACUUCCUGGUGCGCUGGGACAGCAUGGGCAUGCCCAAAGAGAUUGAGAAACUCAACAAUCUGCCUGCCCUCUUCACGGUAACAAAGAUGAAACCCUUCCUUCUACUUUCUGUUGUCUUGUUUCUCUGUUGUUGUAAAUAUAAUAGACUAGCCAUGGGGCCUAACAGAUGGACCGGGAGUGGGCAGUGACAGUCCUUGGUUGGGGCAUGCUAUGCAAUGCCAUGCCAUUUACUUCAUCUGAACUGCUCACAUUAAGCUUUAAAUAAGCAACAUUGCAUAAGAUAUUGAAUAUGUUCUGCCAAGCAACUUUUACUUUACUUGCAUUAUGUCGUCCUUAUCUCUGCAUUGAAAUUCUCUUCUCCGCUCCGCCCUCUCUGGCCAGGAUCUGAGCAGCAGUGACCUGAUUAGGCCACGUCUCUUCCUCGUCUGUCAGAUUAUCAGGGUGGGCAGCAUGGAGCUCAAGGAGGGCAAGAAACACACAGGAGGCUUAAGGAGACCGUUUGGUGUAGCUGGUGAGAUGUCUUUUAAUUGAGAUGUCUUCACUAUAUUUGUUUGCGCAAAUUUAUACAUUCAAUUCAGUUAAUCUGAAAUCAGAACACUACCCCAUUUACUUAGAGUUUGAGUGAAUGGGUAAUUGAGGGCCUAAACAAACAUUUACAGUAGGAUCCCUGUCCUGGAUAAAAGCCAGAUACACCCUGAGCUCACCUGAACCUGUUUACCCUCCUGACCCAUAAACUACCUCCACGUUGACUGCCUCGCCAAAGGAGUCAGGGGAAGUGAUUUAAACAUCCCUCUUUGUUUUGAGUGGAUGAUUACAUUUCUAGGUUGGAUGAGAAAUUAUUUCCUCUGGUGUCACAGCAAAUGGACUGAACCCAGAAUCAUUGGGAGCAAUACAGAGCUCUCAAUUCCCUCAGCUAUUUCCUAAGAAAUGACUAAUUGAGAGAGAAAGAGGAAUGCCUACUGAACCAUCAUCUAUUGCAACACAAAGCUCAAGAUCACACAGAGAGACCUGCUGGAAUCCUACAUAUGCUCUUGUUGUGGAUGUCUCUUGUUCUCAUUGUCUCUCUGGUGCAUUGGAACAUUUGUGUGAGGGCCCAAUAACUAGUUUUCAAACACAAAUGACAUUGUGGUUCUGCUCUGUAGUUUACUUAAUCGGAGUGAGGACUGCUGUGAAAUGGCUCGAGCUGAGAAAUCAAAUACCAAAUAUAUUAAAGUGAGGCCAUGCUAGCAGCAGUAGUGACAAUAACUGGAGAAUUGAAUUGAUAGCAGCUUAUUAGCUUAGCCUUUGCCACAUAUCACCACCACAUUCACAAUUGCCUCUGUUCACAGUGAUGGACAUCACAGAUAUCGCCCAUGGGAAAGCAGAUGAUGAGGAGAAGCAGCAUUUCAUCCCCUUUCAGCAGUGAGUGUUUUAAAAUCUCUCAGAGGCUCUGCUCAUUUUCACCCUGUGUUAAUAGUCCUCACUCCACAGUUCAUUUUAAAUCAACCUACUCUUACACCAUCAUAGAGUCAGAAAUGACAAAUGGCUUGAACUCUUUUAGGAUAGAGUACUUAAAGGAAUGCAUUAUGCAACUGCUUCCUCUAUUGCUAUACCAUACUGUAGACCAAGGACAAGUCCAGGUUUGUAGUGCGGUGUUAACAAAAAUGCAACUGGAGAAUGUUGCCUUUUCUUGCUUGGUCACAUGCACUUUUAUAUUUUGUGGAUUUUCUUCUCCAAUAUCUCAAUAUGCCAUUCGUAGCUCUAUGUUUUGUGAUCUGUGGUUCCAUCCACUUGUCAGUCCCACUUUUAAAAUAUAUUUCUCCCCCUCUCUCUCCCUUCUUCUCUCUCCCAGGAUAGCUAUGGAGACAUACAUCCGUCAGAGGCAACUCAUCAUGUCACCUCUCCUCCCAUCCCGGGUCAUUGGAGAGAAUGAGCCUCUCACCGCCGUCUUCAACAAAGUCAUUAACACCCGGGAGGUCAACCACAAGGGCCAGGGUAAAGAGACACACUCACUGCCACUCUGUGGCAACAACUCACCAGUUUGCCCAGAAUAUAGCAGAGUAGAACAGAAUAUAAAAUACAAAGGAAUAUAACUUAGAAGUAGCCUUUAAAAUGUGGGUCUGGGUUCUAAAUAGAAACAUAACGGGUUGUGUGUAUCCAUUCUGAACAUUCUGUUAGUGCCUCUGUCUUGUUAACUAUCUCUUCAUUGAUUGGCCCUGCUGGGUUCUCAGGACUGUUUGUGACCCUAAAGCUACUUCCUGGUGACCUGUCCCAGGUCAGGAAGGACUACCCCCACUUUGUGGAUCGCACCACCGCCAUUGUUAGAAAGAUGGGCUUCCCUGAGAUCAUCCUCCCAGGUGCCAUACGUUUACAUGUUCUUCUUUGUAGCUGAAUUGCGUCUGAAACAAGGGGUUGCAUACUUUGUACCUGCCUUUAUAGCAGUGACAGUUAAUAGAUUGUUUUUCAAUAUUAAUCAACUAAUUCUCCUCCUCUAGGAUAUGUGAGGAACGAUAUAUAUGUGACCUUGCUACAGGGGGAGUUUGACCGCGGUAAAAAAACGUCACCCAAAAAUGUUGAGGUGAUGUUGAGUGUACUAGAUGACGAUGGCAAUCUCAUGGAGGUAAGGGUGCUGUCGUAACAUUAUGUGUGCCUCCACAUUUCUUUUUUUAACCAUUUUUACCUCAAGUAUUGCAUGUCAGUCAACUCAUGUUUGUUGGUUUACUGUAAGAAAACAUCAUUUUUACACAUAUACAUUGGUUUUCUUGUCUGCAAAAAAAAAUAUUUGACUGAAGCUCAUUCCUUCUCCUUGAAUAGAAAGCAAUAUUUCCUGGUGCUGGAUAUGAUGGGAUCACAGAGUACAAGUCUGUAAUUUACUACCAGGUCAAGCAGCCGAGCUGGAAUGAAACAGUCAAGGUACAGCUAACUUACCAGCAUCCCAGGUGUUUCUAUUAGGACAAGAGAGCUCUGUACUCUCCUCAUGGUGGCUCAAGUUCAGCAAUUACUUUCUCAAAAAGAUUUGACUCUAUACUAUGAAAUAAUCCUUUAGAGGAGAUAUUGGCAAGGAUUGUGGCACUCAUUCAAAAUGCUAGACAGACACCAGACAUGACUUUCUCUGUCUCUUGUCAUGAUACUCUCCUCUCCUCACUCCUCUCCUCAUCCCUUUCUUCUCCCCCUCCAAGGUGACUAUUUCUAUUGAAGAUGUGGGCCGCUGUCAUCUCAGGGUGAUGUUUCGACACAGAUCAUCUCAGGACUGUGAGUGACUCACGUUUCUAAAACACUCAACACCCAGGCAGCCUGCCCUAACCCUCUGGGAUCUGGUCAGCAUGAACGUGUUCUUCAGAGUUGGUUGAUUGGGUCCUCACUGAAACUGCUGUGUUUCCUUUAGCUAGAGACAAAUCAGAGAAGCCGUUUGGCAUGGCGUUCGUCCGCCUGAUGAAAGGAGACGGAACGACGCUGAAAGACGGCAGACAUGAUCUCAUUGUCUAUAAGGUGGGACCAGCACAGCACUCUGCCACUGUCACAUACCCUAUAUGAUGCCGACAGCUUGGUGGAACCAGAGGGUUCAGAUACAUUUGACUCAUUUUAAAUCAUUCUCCCCAUAGGGUUCUAUUUCAUUAUUAAGUAGUGAAGUAGUAAUUAAGUAAUUAUUUUGAUAUUUCAUAUAAAAUAAAAAGCUGAAAGUAAGUCGAUUAUUCAUGGUCCCUCCCUGGUCAAUGAAUAUCAAAUGACAUACAGAUUAAUUUGUUUUAGUAUUUAAUUCAUUUUUUUUCCAUUUGUCUCAGGUUGACGUGAAGAAGACUGAGGAUGCAAAGACAUACCUGACUCUACCAGGCUCCUGGGCUGAGGUGGAGGAGAAGGAGAGGCAGACAGGGAAAACCUUUCAGCAUUCAGGAGUCAUCCCAGUUACCAAGGACAGCUUCCAGAUUGGCACUCUCACCUGCUCCACUAAACUCACCCAGAAUGGUACUGUAGUAGGACACGAUUACCUGAGAAACAAUGUAUUUAGAAUCAAACAGACCUUAAGAAAUAGAAUCAAAUCCGCACUUUUCCGCACUUCGGCUCAUAAUACAGAGUAGAGUGAUGUUGACAUAAAAGUAAUAUGCUCCUGUUCCUCUUCCAGUGGAUCUCCUGGGCCUGUUGAACUGGAGGUCCAACCCUGAAGAGCUGGACCAGAACCUGCAGCGCCUGAUGGAGGUAGAGGGAGGAGAGAUUGUCAAAGUGAGUCUGACUGCUCCAAACUUAGUAUUCUUAACUAGUUUAACAUAUAAGGACACCCUAUCCUAAUGAAUUUGUCUUUUGUGGUCUUAGUUUCUACAGGACACACUUGAUGCCCUGUUCAACAUCAUGAUGGAGACUUCAGAGAAGGACACCUAUGACAACCUGGUCUUCAAUGCUCUGGUGAGUUCUGGAGUGGUGAGUGACUUACCUGCAUUAAGCUAUCAGGAUUAAUGGCAUCUGUCUUUAAUAUACCAAACGACAGUUGUAUAUCAGAAACUAUUACGUCUCCCGAGUGGCGCAGUGGUCUAAGGCACUGCAUCGCAGUGCUAGCUGUGCCACUAGAGAUCCUGGUUCGAAUCCAGGCUCUGUCGUAGCCGGCCGCAACCGGGAGACCCAUGGGGCGGCGCACAAUUGUCCCAGCGUCGUCCAGGGUAGGGGAGGGAAUGGCCGGCAGGGGAUGUAGCUCAGUUGGUAGAGCAUGGCGUUUGCAACGCCAGGGUUGUGGGUUCGAUAAAAUAAUGUAUGUGCUAACUGUAAGUCGCUCUGGAUAAGAGCGUCUGCUAAAUGACUUAAAUGUAAAUGUAUUAAUGCAACAACAUUUUCCAGCAGGUUUCUAUAUUACACUGGUUCCUGACUGUGCUCUGCUUUUCUUCUAGGUGUUCAUAAUCACACUGAUUGGAGACAUCAAGUUCCAGCACUUUAACCCAGUACUGGAGACAUACAUCAACAAGCACUUCAGUGCCACUUUGGCUUACAUGUGAGUCUAGCUCUUUCCUUUUUCACAUUUCCCUCUCUACUCCGUUCAUUUUUCUUUCCUCCUGUUUUGACACCUUUCCACCCAUUCAGAACACAGUCAUUUAUAUGCAGUUACUGGUAUGCCUGAGUGCCCCAUUCCAUUACUUUUUCAGGAAGCUGACCAAGGUUCUGAAUUACUAUGUGGGCCAUGCAGAUAAGCCUGUCCUAACAGAGGGACUGUACCCAGCCCUCAAAGCCCUCAAGUACCUGUUCAGGUUCAUUGUGCAGUCCCGGGUCCUCUACCUCAGGUAUCAUAGCCGUGACCUUCCUUCCUCAUACAUACUCAUACAUUUGGUAGACAAUAUUGGUUUGUUUUGAAAUGAGCAAUAUCCUUAUUUUUGUUUACUCAGAUUCUAUGGGACCAGUGAGGAUGGGGAUGCUUUCUUUAACUCCAUACGGACACUCUUCCUCUCCUUCAACACACUCAUGGACAAACCGCUGGACGAGGGAGUGAAGAUAAAGGUGAGUUGGUGUAGGGGAGAGACACUGGGAUGGACACUUACAUGGUACUUCAUCUUCUUUAAUGCACACUUGGUUAACAUUGAAUAGCCUGGUAGUGCAAAACUUACUGUAUUAUUCUAAUGAAAUUGUCAGCUUUACAAACUAGCUUAGCCUUUCUAUGUUUAUGGAAGCCUUAAGGGCCAGCCACACCAAGGAUGAUAGCUAUAACGAUAAAUUAUACAUAACUAUAAACGUUGGUGAGCAUCCACACCAGCGUUCUGCAGUACACCUGUCAAUCAACUGAUCAACGCAUCCUACUGCACGCUGUAUGCCUGUUAGUUAAUAAGGUGGUAACACAGACCAUUCAGUGCUUCAGGGUGUGUUCAUUGUCAUUGUGACAACUGCAAAUAAUACUUAAAUGUACAUAUAGGAACAUAUUAAAAUGUAGUUAUUCAACAACAAAUACUGUUUAGCCUGCGCAUCUUUUACAUCAUGUCAUUGCUUGCGUUGUUGCUCAAGUGGUUUGCAAGUGAUUUCCAUUUUUCUAAUGGAUGUCAAUUUGUCUAGAUCUUAUUUUUCGCUGUGCUCAUCUCUCUGUCUGUCCUGUGCAACCAUUUGCAAUGCAUCAGUGCAACAAUGUUAUCAUCACUGGACAAAGUGAUCACACCAACGCACUCUCCUUAACGUUCCCCGAAAAUUAAUUUGGCCUAGGCCCAUUUUACAUUCAGCAAUUAGCUAGCGCAAGCAUGCUUCUCUCCACGAAAAGGCGAUUAGGCCUAGUAUAAAAAAAGCCUAAAAAUAAAUGUCCUAUAGCUUUUGUAGCCUAUAGCUUUUCCUGGGAUUUCACAUGAAGAGGAAUAGCGGAGAGGCUUGCGAAUCCUUAGGCUACACUACAGUAUAUUGCGCACCGGAACAGCUGGAAGAGAGAGGCUAGAGAUGUGUAGCCGAAGUAAGAAGCUAAAUAUGAGAUAGAUAUUAGGCCCUUCAUUAGUUAAAUAGUAGGGCUAUCAAUAUUUAUCUGUCAAAGUCCAAGGAUUUUUUUUUAAACGGCAGAUAUGUGCGUUCCUCCGGGCUGCGCUGCAGUCUUUGUGAAGCAAAGCUUCACUAUUGAUUAGGCCUACGUUUUUAGACAAGACAAGUAUUCUACCUAAGCUACAACAACACAGUGCAAUGGAGAAUGUAUUAUUGUUAACAAGUGAGUACACAAUUAUUGUCUAGGGCUGUAAACUGAAGUGAUGUGGGCAAAUUUGAAUAACCUCUUAAACGUCCUGUUUUGAAUGCUUCAUGCCGAAAUAACUGCAUACAACCUAUGCCUGAUUAUGCAAACAUUUGGAUCAGGUAUGGGUUUAUUCUCGACAGUUUGCAAGGUCCAGAAAGAUACAUUAGCAGGCUACUCGUGGUUUAUUUUGAUCACACUAUCGCGCACGCUCUCUCUCUCUCUCCCUCUUCUUUCAAACUCUCCUAUGUUACAUCCAGCAAGCAAGAGCAAGCUGCAAUCUCUCCUCAAUAGGCUAGUUGUAGUAAAUAAAACGCUAAAAUUAAGUGUACAACAAGAUAUUGUAAUCUAGCUUUUCCUGGGAUUCCAAGAGAAAAUAGGAAUAUCUGUAGCAGCGAGGCAGCAGAGGCCAGGUGCGCAAUUGCGCAAAGAGAACCGUGAAGACAGACUAGAGAUAUGUAGCCUAAGAUAGAAGCGUAUGCAACCCAUUCAUUAGCUAAAUGUUAGGCCCUAAUACUGCAGUGAAUAGCCUAUACCCAAUGAAUUUACACAGUUGAAAUAUAUUUUUUUAUCAGAUAAUGAAAUGGCAGGUAGCCUAGGAUAGUGUGCUCCCCAGGCUGCGCUCCAGCUCGAAAUUCUCCCCAAUUGAUUAAGCUGUUUAGGGACAAGAAAAACAAUCAUACCUAGGCUAUAACAACACAAUGCAAUAAUGCAUUUUUUAUUAAUUUUUCUAGUGAGUAAAUAAUUAUAGUCUAGGCUGUAAACUGCAGUGAAUAUGCCAUUUCAAUAACCGCUAAAAAGCCUUGAGUUUUGAAUGCAUGUUUCAUUCCGAAAUAAUAAUACUAAUCUAGCCUAGGCAUGAUUAGGCAACCAUUUGGAUCAGUAAUGGGUCUUUUCUCUACAGUUUACAAGGUCCAGAAAGGCACAUUAGCAGGCCAGUCAUAUAUCGGCGUUAACAGAUAGGCCUACCAUCGGAAAAUAUGGCCUUCUAAUGCGCUGUUUGUCAUGGAUCAUCCUCCCAAGUCGUCCUAUAAUUAAUGUGGACACCAAUAUGCUCACACAUGCCUAGUUAUUCAGGAAAGUUUACCUUGCGCGCUGCCUUCUCUCCUCUCCGAGCAGCCUCGCGCACCUAGAACCAAGGAGGCUUCAAUAGAACGCGUUUAUGAUUGGUUGUCAAUGUUUUAUCGUUGGCGGGACAGGGGAAAAAAUCGCUCUGGAAGUGAUAGCUCUCGUUGUCGUUCUCCACUAUUUUUGUAGUUAUCGUUGUAGUGUGACGCUCCUGUUCACUUGAAUUAGAACGAUGUUAUUUAUUUGUAUCGUUUUUUAUCGUUAUAGUUAUCGUCCUUGGUCCUAUAGUUAUCGUCCAUUAUGCUGGCUUGAUGAAAGAUAGUUCAAGUUUUACUUGAUAAACAAUUUAUAGCUGACUAGCUCUGUAAAACACGGAAAGGAAGCUGUAUGCAGUGAUAUUUCCCUCAUGUUCUUUUAAAAAAACGUUUGAGACCUUGUCUUUUUCAGGGGGCGAUACUGAAAUACCUCCCCACCAUCAUUAAUGACAUAAAAAAUGUCUUUGACCCUGUGGAGCUCAGGUAACUCCUUGUAAUGACAUUUUAACAGUUGAAUCUCUGCAGAAAUUAUGCUGUUUCCUGUAUAGAAAGAUAGUGACAUUGUCACAUGACCUUGUCUUUUUCUGUAUGUCUUCCUGUCUCUCUCUCUCACUAGUGUUCUUCUGACCAAGUUCAUCGAGAGCAUCCCUGACUCUCAGCUGGUGCGCCAGAAACUUGGUUGCAUGUGUAAAAUGGUGGAGAGUGGCCUUUUCAAAAAGCCAGGUACUGUAGCACCUCUCUGGUUAAAACACAACUUUAUAAUAAUCUCUAUUUAAAAACAGAACCACAUGAUGACACAUUUGAAUGGUCUCUAUUUCUCUUUGACCCCACAGAGUGUCGAGAUGUCCUCUUGCCACUGGUGACUGACCAGCUGAGUGGGCAGCUGGAUGACCACUCCAAUAAGCCUGACCACGAGGCCUGUGUUCAGCUGCUCAGCACUGUGCUUGACAACCUGGACCGCAAGGAUGUGGUAAGUGGCAAAUUGCUACAGCACACCUCUAUCUCUGCAGCUGAAAACACUGAAAUCAGUCACAUCCCUGACCCUAACUGGAUUGGUUUUGAUUAGUAUAUUUUUUAUCUGACCUGCUUGUCUGUGUCCUCAGGGUCCAACCCGGGGUCAUGUCCAGCUGAUUGUUGAGAGGCUGCUUCGCAGAGUCAAUCGCACUGUCAUCAGCAUGAGCAGAACCUCCCCUCUCAUUGUAAGACUCAGACGCAGUACUCAGAAAGUUCUUCAUCUAACUCUAAAGUAGAAGUUAUUUUCAUUUGUUCAGUUGGUCGCCUUAUACUUUAUUUUAAGUUUCCAUGUAUAAGGCACAGUGCUGGAAAUCUGCUUCUAUGCAUCCUAUACAGUAUAUAACUUAGUUAGCACUUAUAAGCAUUCAACAAUAUAAGCAGCUUAUAAGCAUAUAACAUGUUAUACGUGGGAACCCAAACUAGUUUUUCCAGCUAAGGUGACUGAUACUCUGUCUUCUCCAUGGCAGGGUCAUUACCUAGCCUGCAUGACUGCCAUCUUGAAGCAGAUGGAUGACAUGCACUACGCCCACUACAUCAGUACAUUCAAGACCAGACAGGACAUUAUUGUAAGUGGUCCGCUCCGCCUGCCCUGCCUUGGGCAUGGCUCUUCCUGAGUCAUCCAGUCGAUAGCUGGCAUUCAACCACUGGUGCUUGUAACUGCUCCUGAAGUGAUUAUUGAUUAUAGACAUUUCAUGGGACUGACUUGGAACAACGUGAGGAUCUCCCUGUCCUUGCUUCUUUACUGAGGUGUGUGUGUGUCUAAUAUGAGAAAAGCUUAGGGACCUGCUGUGCAGAGUUCAACUUGUUACUAAUCGAUGGACUUGGUCAGAAACAAAAUCCCAUGUUUGUGCAGACAUGAAGAUGCAUAAAUUCAGGUACUUCCAGUACAGGCAAGGUAACUGUUCUCCCUGGCCCACUACAGGACUUCCUAAUGGAGACAUUCAUCAUGUUUAAGGACCUGAUGGGGAACGUUUUCCCCUCCGACUGGAUGACCAUGAACCUCCUGCAGAUUGGGGUGUUUCUGCGGGCCAUCAACCAGUACUCUGAGGUCCUCAACAUGUACUUCCUGGACCAGACCCACUUUGAGCUUCAGGUGGGUCUCCAGUCUCCACCUCUUGAUGGGGUGGACAAAAAACAUCUGUGACUCUCUCCUAAUGUAAUCUUAACUCAAUCAUUGUCUCAAUGUCCAUGUGAAAAUGUUUAUCAUAUUCUCCUCUCUUUAGCUCUGGAACAACUACUUCCACCUGACUGUGGCAUUCCUGACCCACAAGUCAUUGCAGCUGGAAUCCUUCUCUCAAGAGAAACGGAACAAAAUACUCAACAAGUAUGUCCUUUUCUUCUUUAUUUUGUGUAUGAGUGCAAUAUUUGAAUUCCCCAAAAUAAAUAAUUACACAUGAAAAAUCCAAAUUGCACAGUAAACUUACAGUAUUCACACAUGUCACGUUGUAAACUGAUAGAAGACAGGCGCAGGAAUGCAUAAUGCAGUGGCCAGUGCGCUAUCUAAAAGAUUCCCGGCAGCUCCGGAAUCAAUCAGAGCUAACAGGAGUGAGGGGCUAGGGUAUUCUGGGAAUUUAAUGGAAAAGCACACUGGUUGAGUUGACAGAAAAGGAGAGGAGCUCUUGCAUUCUACCUGGGUUGGAGCAGGGGAAUUCCCUGGCUUGUCACCUCCUCGCCUAUUAGUGGAUUGAGGGCAGGUCGGGGAGAAAUGACCCCUUUCUCCACAAUAGGAGCAGAGGCCCAGAUCCCUCCUUCUCCUGCGCUCUGCCUCGGGCAAACGUGCAGAGCCCACCUCCAUCGGCUCUGCAUAUCCGGUGGAGGCCGCGAUGGUCCGGAACUCCAGGGCGAACUCCGAGGUGGUCCUAGAUCCCUGGUGUAGUCGGAGUAGACGCUCACCCCCCUCUCGGCCCUCCACAGGAUGAUCAAACACAGAGCGGAAGAGGAGGGUGAAGCACUCGUAGGACUCGACCUCGGGUCCAGCCGUUUCCCAGACCGCGGCAUCCCAGUCCAGGGCCCGUCCGGUCAGUGCUGAGAUGACUGUGGCAACCCUGUCUCUCCCAGAGACAGCCUCUGCGUAGCGAGCGAGGUACAGGUCGCAUUGCAGAAGGAAUCCCUUGCACUUCGCUGGCACGCCGUCAAAGCGCUCCGGGAGGGACAGGGGUAUUCCGCGGACCGUCUCAGAUGGGAUGGAGGCAGGUAGUGGUGGUGUGGGGGCUGGUGCCGGAACCGGUGCUGGAGACUGGGGGGACUGCACAUUCCCCUCCAAACGCAGGAUGGUUGCCAGCACGCUGUCCAUGGCACUGCCGAGUCUGGAGAGAAAGUCCUCGUGAUGCUGGACUGUCUCUACGAUGGUCGCCAGCACGGCCUUUCCCGCUGUCUCCAUUUAGGGAGGUCGAUUAUUCUGUCCCAUGUCCGUUGGUCUCGUGAGUACCAGAGCUCUGUUGUAUCGGCUUUCGUGCUACGCGUUACUGUACAUUGUAUUACGGUUUAAAUACCGUGUAAUUGUGCACUUGUUAUUACGGGUCUCGUCCCGUGUAUUAUUUAGAGGUUUACACCUCGCUCUUUUGUUUGGGUUACAUCCCUGUGUUAUAUAUAUAUAUAUACGUGUUUGUUUUGGGCUUCGUCCCUGUCGUUUUUUAUGACGUACCUUAUGUUGGGUAGAGAAAUAAAAAAUCCUAUUACGUGUUCCUGCGCCUGUCUUCUAUCAUGUUGUUGUGCUACAAAGUGGGAUAAAAAUUGAUUUAAUUAAAAAAUUUGUUCAACGAUCUACACAAAGUACUCUGUAAUGUCAAAGUAGUAGAAAAAUUCCAACAUUUGUUACAAAUUAAUGAAUUAUGAUUAGAUAUGUUAGAAACACAUUUGGCAGCGAUUACAGCUGUAAUUCUUUUUGGGUAAGUCUCUAAGAGCUUUGCACACCAGAAUUGUAUAAUAUUUGCCCAAUAUUCUUUAAAGAAAUCUUCAAGCUCUGUCACCAUCGGCCUCAUGGUGAAAUCCCUGAGCAGUUUCCUUCCUCUACGACAACUGAGAUAGGAAGGACGCCUGUAUAUUUGUAGUGACUGGGUGUAUUUAUACACCAUCCAAAGUGUAUUUAAUAACUUCACCAUGCUCAAAGGGAUAUUCAAUGUCAGCUUUAUUAUUAUUAUUAUUUUUUUAUUUUUUACACAUCUACCGAUCAGUGCCCUUUGCGAGGCAUUGGAAAACCUCCCUGGUGGGGUUGAAUCAGUGCUUGAAAAUCACUACUCGAUUGAGGGACCAUACAGAUCAAAUAAAAUAAAAUCACAUUUUAUUUGUCACAUACACGUGUUUAGCAGAUGUUAUUGCGGGUGUAGUGAAAUGCUUGUGCUUCUAUCUCCGACAGUGCAGUAAUAUCUAACAAGUAAUAUCUAACAAUUUCACAACAUAUACCCUAUACAGUGGGGAGAACAAGUAUUUGAUACACUGCCGAUUUUGCAGGUUUUCCUACUUACAAAGCAUGUAGAGGUCUGUAAUUUUUAUCAUAGGUACACUUCAACUGUGAGAGACGGAAUCUAAAACAAAAAUCCAGAAAAUCACAUUGUAUGAUUUUUAAGUAAUUAAUUUGCAUUUUAUUGCAUGACAUAAGUAUUUGAUACAUCAGAAAAGCAGAACUUAAUAUUUGGUACAGAAACCUGUGUUUGCAAUUACAGAGAACAUAUGUUUCCUGUAGGUCUUGACCAGGUUUGCACAGACUGCAGCAGGGAUUUUGGCCCACUCCUCCAUACAGACAUUCUCCAGAUCCUUCAGGUUUCGGGGCUGUCGCUGGGCAAUACGGACUUUCAGCUCCCUCCAAAGAUUUUCUAUUGGGUUCAGGUCUGGAGACUGGCUAGGCCACUCCAGGACCUUGAGAUGCUUCUUACGGAGCCACUCCUUAGUUGCCCUGGCUGUGUGUUUCGGGUUGUUGUCAUGCUGGAAGACCCAGCCACGACCCAUCUUCAAUGCUCUUACUAAGGGAAGGAGGUUGUUGGCCAAGAUCUCGCGAUACAUGGCCCCAUCCAUCCACCCCUCAAUACGGUGCAGUUGUCCUGUCCCCUUUGCAGAAAAGCAUCCCCAAAGAAUGAUGUUUCCACCUCCAUGCUUCACGGUUGGGAUGGUGUUCUUGGGGUUGUACUCAUCCUUCUUCUUCCCCCAAACAUGGCGAGUGGAGUUUAGACCAAAAAGCUAUAUUUUUGUCUCAUGAGACCACAUGACCUUCUCCCAUUCCUCCUCUGGAUCAUCCAGAUGGUCAUUGGCAAACUUCAGACGGGCCUGGACAUGCGCUGGCUUGAGCAGGGGGACCUUGCGUGCGCUGCAGGAUUUUAAUCCAUGACGGCGUAGUGUGUUACUAAUGGUUUUCUUUGAGACUGUGGUCCCAGCUCUCUUCAGGUCAUUGACCAGGUCCUGCCGUGUAGUUCUGGGCUGAUCCCUCACCUUCCUCAUGAUCAUUGAUGCCCCACGAGGUGAGAUCUUGCAUGGAGCCCCAGACCGAGGGUGAUUGACCGUCAUCUUGAACUUCUUCCAUUUUCUAAUAAUUGCGCCAACAGUUGUUGCCUUCUCACCAAGCUGCUUGCCUAUUGUCCUGUAGCCCAUCCCAGCCUUGUGCAGGUCUACAAUUUUAUCCCUGAUGUCCUUACACAGCUCUCUGGUCUUGGCCAUUGUGGAGAGGUUGGAGUCUGUUUGAUUGAGUGUGUGGACAGGUGUCUUUUAUACAGGUAACGAGUUCAAACAGGUGCAGUUAAUACAGGUAAUGAGUGGAGAACAGGAGGGCUUCUUAAAGAAAAACUAACAGGUCUGUGAGAGCCGGAAUUCUUACUGGUUGGUAGGUGAUCAAAUACUUAUGUCAUGCAAUAAAAUGCAAAUUAAUUACUUAAAAAUCAUACAAUGUGAUUUUCUGGAUUUUUGUUUUAGAUUCAGUCUCUCACAGUUGAAGUGUACCUAUGAUAAAAAUUACAGACCUCUACAUGCUUUGUAAGUAGGAAAACCUGCAAAAUUGGCAGUGUAUCAAAUACUUGUUCUCCCCACUGUACACACAAAUCUAGUAAGGAAUGGAAUUUAAGAAUAGAUACAUAUAUGGACAAGCAAUGACAGAGCGGCAUGGACUAAGAUGCAGUAGAAUAUUAUAGAAUAGAAUACAGUAUAUACAUAUGAGAUGAGUAGUGCAAGAUAUGUAAACAUUAUUAAAGUGACUAGUGUUCCAUUUCUUAAAGUGGCCAGUGAUUUCAAUAGGCAGCAGCAGCCUCUAAUGUGCUAGUGAUGGCUAUUUAACAGUCUGAUGGCCUUGAGAUAGAAGCUGUUUUUCAUUCUCUCGGUCCCAGCUUUGAUGCACCUGUACUGACCUCGCCUUCUGGAUGAUAGCGGGGUGAACAGGCAGUGGCUUGGGUGGUUGAUGUCCUUGAUGAUCUUUUUCGCCUUCCUGUGACAUCGGGUGCUGUAGGUGUCUUGGAGGGCGGGUAGUUUGCCCCCGGUAAUGCGUUCGGCAGACCGCACCACCCUCUGGAGAGCCCUGCGGUUGCGGGCGGUGUAGUUGCCGUACCAGGCAGUGAUACAGCCCGACAGGAUGCUCUCAAUUGUGCAUCUGUAAAAGUUUAUGAGGGUCUUAAGCUUUCCACCUUCUCCACUGCGUUCCCGUCGAUGUGGAUAGGGGGGUACACCCUCUGCUGUUUCCUGAAGUCCACGAUCAUCUCCUUUGUUUUGUUGACGUUGAUUGAGAGGUUAUUUUCAUGGCACCACACUCCCAGAGCCCUCACCCCCUCCCUGUAGGCGGUCUCGUCAUUGUUGGUAAUCAAGCCUACUACUGUUGUGUCGUCUGCAAACUUGAUGAUUGAGUUGGAGGCGUGCUUGGCCACGCAGUCAUGGGUGAACUGGGAGUACAGGAGGGGGCUGAGCACGCACCCUUGUGGGGCCCCAGUGUUGAGGAUCAGCGAAGUGGAGAUGUUGUUUCCUACCUUCACCACCUGGGGGCGGCCCGUCAGGAAGUCCAGGACCCAGUUGCACAGGGCGGAAGAUAAUUGUAUGUGUGGGGUACAGAGAUGGGGUAGUCAUAAAACAAUAAUGUAAACACUAUUAUUGAACACAGAAUGAGUCCAUGCAACUUAUUAUGGGAUUUGCUAAGCACAUUUUUCUCCUGAACUUAUUUGGGCUUGCCAUAGCAAAGGGGUUGAAUACUUUUGACUGAAGACAAUUUCAGCUUUUAAUUUUUAAUUAAUUUGUACAAAUUUAGAAAAACAAAAUUACACUUUGACAUUAUGGGGAAUUAUGUGUAGAUCAGUGACAAAAAUCUCAAUUCAAUCGAUAAAAAAAAAAAAAUAACAUUUUGGAAAAAGUAAAGGGGUGUAAAUGCUCCAAUUAGUAAAUAUGUAUUCAUGCUCUACGGUAUGUAGUGUAAUUCUAUGAUGUGGUUACAGGUAUGGAGACAUGAGGAAGAGCAUUGGCUUUAAGAUCAGAGACAUGUGGUAUAAUCUUGGUAAGUACCGUCCGGUAGUUGUUAUCUCUGUGAGACAGGAACUCCUCAAAUAGAGACGUCUACAGAAUGGCCUGUUCAGUGGAAACAGGCUCUGAUAGGAGAGAAACUAGACAUUGUUGUUUUAUUGCCUAGUUUCAUGGUGGCCCGCUUUUUGUUUACCGCUUUUACUGUCUUUUUGUUUGCAUGAAAAAGGAGUGUGGCUUAUUGCCCUUUCAAAUGAACCCUGUGUAAUGUUUGUUUCUAACUGUAUCAUGUGUGCAUCCCUCAGGCCCCCACAAGAUGAAGUUCAUCCCUGCCAUGGUGGGGCCCAUCCUGAAGGCUACCCUGGUGCCUGAGCCAGAGCUGAGGAAAGCCACCCUCCCCAUCUUCUUUGACAUGAUGCAGUGUGAGCACAACUUCACUACCGGCCGCACCUUUGACAUGGUGAGAUAGCUGCCCACAGUAGUGUUGCCUGUCUGGCUUUACAGUAUAACUGUACAAACAGAGUUUCCCAGCUUUAUUUUGCUGAGCUGAUCCUUGCAUGGGCAUGUGUGAUGUGUUUUUAAUAUGUCUGCCUGUACAUGCAGUUUGAGAAUGAACUGAUCACCAAGUUGGAUCAGGAGGUAGAGGGAGGCCGUGGGGAUGAACAGUACAAAAUCAUGCUGGAGAAAACGUAAGCACCAAUCAGAGGCUGAUGCCUUUUUCUUAUUCCUUUUACCUCAUGGUUUCAUGGUCAAUACCUAAAUAAGGACUAUUUAACUCCCUCAUUCAUUGACAUGUUGCGUUGUUGAUAUUGUGUAGGCUACUUGAGCACUGCCGGAGGCACAGAUACCUUUCUCAGUCAGGGGAGGAGCUGGCUCUGCUGCUCAGCAGUCUGCUGGAGAAGCUGCUGGCCUACCGCACCAUCACACAUGACGAGAGCCCUGAGCUCCGCAUGAGCUGCACCGUCAACGUCCUGGUACGCCCUUACAGUACCCAACUAAGAGGCAGAGGGGAGCUCACCAGGGACUAACUAACCCCUUGGACUAGUUUAUGUGGAACUCACAAUAUAGUCUGAAAUAUUGAGCCACAUUCAUCACCUCAGAGGAGUAGUAUAUGAAGAUGCUAUGUUUCUACAUUGAACCAAUUCAUUUUUUACAAAAUGUUAUCAUCAAACAUUUGAACCAAAGCUGAGUUUUUCCACUGUUUUUAUUUUGGUUGUGACAGAACUUCUACAAAGAGAAGAAACGGGAAGACAUUUACAUUCGGUGAGACAGUUCAUUAAUUGAAUAGUCUUCUUUGCAUUCCAUUUUGUUAGAUAUCACUCUAAAAUACUGACUUCGUCCUCAGGUAUCUGUACAAGCUGAGGGAUUUACACCUUGUCUGUGAGAACUACACAGAGGCAGCCUACACCCUGUUACUUCAUGCCGAACUCCUUGAGGUCUCACUCAACAUUCAAGUCGACUUUCAAUUAAAACAGUAGUGUUUGGAAUAUUUCCCUAAAAUUACAGUUAACAUACAUUACUAGAAAACUAAAUGCAGUUUGUGUAUUGUGUCCACCUCAGUGGUCUGACAAGCCCUGUGCCCCUCAUCUGAUCCCCGGUGACAGCCAACAUGUCUGGACCCAGCAGGAGCUCAAAGAGAGGCUCUUCCAGGAGAUAAUCUGUUACCUGGACAAGGGCAAAGUGAGUUCCCACCCUCAUCCUCACUACAGUGACCCUAUUAGGAACCCUGAUCUACAGAUGGAAGUUUGCACUUUGCAAUGGAGUGCAGUGGAGCAGAAUGUUCUUUUUUCUCUUUUCAAAACUGGUUGAAUGGCUAUUUUUACCCUGUAGGCACCUGCAACUUACCACAAGUAGGAUAAAUAACACUUGCCGAGAAUUAUCCAGGCCAUUUAUUUUACUUUUAAUGGAAAAAUCUCAAUUUCAGUUUAGAAUUAUUAUUUUUUUAGUUGUAAAUCAAACAAAUACACGUGUGAACCCCAGCAGUUUUUUCAAUAGUCACCUGGACAAAAGGAACACCUACAUGAGAAUGCUGUUCAUUGAGUACAUCUCAGCGUUCAACACCAUUGUGCCCUCAAAGAUCAUCACUAAGCUAAGGACCCUGGGAUAAACACCUCCCUCUGCAACUGGAUCCUGGACAUCCUGAUGGGUCGCCCACAGGUGGUGAGGGUAGGCAGCAACACAUCUGCAAUGGGGGCCCCUCAGGGGUGCGUGCUUAGUCCCCUCCUGUUCUCCCUGUUCACCCACGACUGCGUGGCCGCACGCACGACUCCAACACCAUCAUUAAGUUUGCAGACGACAUGACGGUGGUAGGCCUGAUCACCGACGAUGAUGAGACAGCCUACAGGGAGGAGUCCAGAGACCUGGCCCCUCAGGAGGCUGAAAAGAUUUGGCAUGGGCCCUCAGAUCCUCAAAAAGUUAUACAGCUGCACCAUUGAGAGCAUCCUGACUGGCUGCAUCACUGCUUGGUAUGGCAACUGCUUGGCAUCCGACUGCAAGGCUUUACAGAGGGUAGUGCGUACGCCCCAGUACAUCACUGGGGCCGAGCUCUCUGCCAUCAUGGACCUCUAUACCAGGCAGUGUCAGAGGAUGGCCCUAAAAAUGGUCAAAGACUACAGCCACCCAAGUCAUAGACUGUUCUCUCUGCUAAAACACUGAAAGAGGUACCGACGCGCCAAGUCUGGGACCUAAAGGCUCCUGAACAGCUUCUACCCCCAAGCCAUAAGACUGCUGAACAGCUAAUCAACCAGCUACCUGGACUAUUUGCAUUGACCCCCUUUUUUUUUGCGCUGACAUUCUUGCACUGCUCACUGGACUCUACCCACACACUCACACAUACUACACUGUCACUCCAACACACAUAUACACACACACACACACACACACACACACAUAUGACUUGCGGGCAGUGGGUUCAGAACAACAACAACAAAAAAUUUUGGGGAAAUUAUACAACCACCGAAAAAGGCACUUUGGACACUGGAAGGGCAAAGGGGCAUGUGCUCUGCACAGGUAAAGGCCUAUCGGUGCACAUGCCUGCCACAGUACAUCACCCCUGAAACCUGCUGUCUGGGUUUUAUUGAAUAGAGGUGUUAGUGAAGGACAGAUGGUGAUGUCUAGACCAUGUUCACAUCUCAUGUUCAUAUUUAAUGUAUCUUUUUACCAACUGCUGCAUGUGUCUGUUCAGAUGUGGGAGAAAGCCAUUGAGAUGGGCAAACAGCUGGCAAAGAUGCACGAGAACCAGAUGUUUGACUUCAUGGAGAUUAGCCAGCUGCUGGUAAGACGAUUUAUCUUCUGCUAUCGCGUUUUAGUCUGAGAUUUAUUCAAAAUAUUGUCACUACUGAUUAUAGAUGUUUCUUUAAAACAUGUAAAGUAAAACCAAAAAGUAUUAUCCUCUUAGUUUCUUCAUGGUAAAAAAGGCUUCACCAACAACGCCAGAGAGGGAUUGUCAAUAGCCCACUGCCAAUUUAGUGUGAGGCCUUUUCAAUAGGACCAGGUCCACUGCUAUACUGACAUGCUUUUCAGUGUUCACAAAGGCUAGGAGUUAAUUAGAUACAGUGCCUUCAGAAAGUAUUCACAGCCAUGAAUCUUUCCAAAUGUUGUUGUGUUACAGUCUGAAUUAAAAAUGUUGUGUCACUGGCCUACACACAAUACCCCAUAAUGUCAAAGUGGAAUUAUGUUUUUAGAUUAUUAUUAUUUUAAAAUUAAAAAUGAAAAGUGGAAAUUUCUUGAGACAAUAAGUAUUCAACCCUAUUGUUUUGGCAAGCCUAAAUAAGUUCAGGAGUAAAAAUGUGCUUAACAAGUUACAUAAUACGUUUCAUGGACUCACUCUGUGUACAAUAAUAGUAUUUAACAUGAUUGAGGAAAUGGGGAAGAGAGAAGAGUUGCUGCCACACUUGUGUCAAACCUUUUAACCAGCAGUCCCACCCAUGCACUGCUGGUUGACAUACAGUUCUUAGCUGCAGUGGAGUGAUACAAAACUGUGUUCUGUCACACUGUGCCAGACAGUCUAUGUUCAUUAUGGAUCCUUAAAUUUCACACUGAACCAUGUUUGUGUUAGUUUUUUUCUACAGUUGUAAUUAGAUACUACAGUAUGUUAGGUAUUUCCUGUUGUAUGUUGUCUGUGUUCCUGAUUGUGGCUUUGUUACUCUCCCUGCUGUCGUCCACAGAAACAGCAAGCCCAGUUCUAUGAGAAUAUAAUGCAUGCCAUGCGGCCUCAGCCAGAAUACUUUGCUGUGGGAUACUAUGGCCUUGGAUUCCCCACUUUCCUCAGAGUAAGAUUAUUACCUCUUUUCAUAACUAUAUAGCACAUUUCAAGGUCUGUCUCAUUCACCUGAGAUGAUGUGUUAAUGUGCCUUUUAUUAAUUUUUCUUAUGGCAUGCUCUAUCAAAUUAAAUUAUAGUCAAUUUUUGUUGAAUAUGUUUCACAAUGUAUAAUUUAGGCUAUACUAGUUAUCAGUUCCAUAAAGCAGUAGGGGAUUCUAUGGAUUGAAUACCUUCCAUAAUCUUGUCAGGUUCAGGUCAGAAUAGCCUUGAUUUGGCAUAACAUCAAUAUUUCUACACUGCAGUGGCACAUUCCUGUCUACCACAGUUAAUCUUUAAUUUAAGCUUUGACAUCUUCUGUAGCAUAUAGUUCAAUAACAACAUUAUAAUUAAAUAAUAUAAUUCAUAUUUGAUUUGCUACCAUAUACAGUGCCUUCAGAAAGUAUUGACAUCCCUAAACUCUUUCCGCAUUUUGUUGUUACAGCCUGAAUUGAAAAUUUAUUAAAGUGAGAUUUUGUGUCACUGAUCUACACACAAUAAUACCCCAUCAUGUCAAAGUGGAAUUUUGUUUGUAGAAAUUUUUUUAAAUUAUAAAAAAAUUUAAACUUGAAAUGUCUUGAGUCAAUAAGUAUUCAACCCCUUUGUUAUGGCAGGCCUAAAUAAGUUCAGGAGUAAAAAUGUGCUUACAAAAUCACAUAAGAAGUUACAUGGACUCAUUCCGUGUUCAAUAAUAGUGGUUAAUUCGAUUUUUUAAAAUGACUACCCCAUCGCUGUACCACACACAUACAAUUAUAUGUAAGGUCCAUCAGUCGAGUAGUGAAUUUCCAGCACAGAUUCAAGCAUAAAAACCAGAGAGGUUUUUCAAUGCCUCGCAAAGGGCAUUGUUUAGUAGGUGUGUAAACAAAAAAGAAAAACAGAAAAACAGACACUGAAUAUCCCUUUGAGCAUAAUUAAGUGAAUAAUUAGGUUUGGAUGGUGUUUCAAUACACCCAGUCACUACAAAGAUACAGGCGUUCUUCCUAACUCAAUUGCCGAAGAACAAGGAAACUGCUCAGGGAUUUCACCAUGAAGCCAAUGGUGAUUUUAAAACAGUUACAGAGUUUAAUGGUUGUGAUAUGAGAAAACUGAGGAUGGAUCAACAACAUUGUAGCUACUCUACAAUACUAACUUAAAUGACAGAGCGAAAAAAAGGAAGCCUGUACAGAAUACAAAUAUUCCAAAACAUGCAUACUGUUUGCAAUAAGGCACUAAAAUAAAACUGCUGAAAAUUGGGCAAAGAAAUUAACUUUAUGUCCUGAAUACAAAGUGUUAUGUUUGGGGCAAAUCCACAUCACUGAGUAACACUGUUCAUAUUUUCAAGCAUGGUGGUGGCUGCAUCAUGUUAUGGGGAUGCUUGUCAUUGGCAAGGACUUGGGAGUUUUUUAGGAUAAAAAGAAAUGGAAUAGAGCUAAGCACAGGCAAAAUCCUAGAGGAAAACCUGGUUCAGUCUGCUUUCCAACAGACACUGGGAGAUUAAUUCACCUUUCAGCAGGACAAUUACCUAAAACACUGGAGUUGCUUACCAAGAUGACAUUAAAUGUUCCUGUGUGGCCUAGUUACAGUUUUGGAUUGAAAAUCUAUGGCAAGACUUGAAAAUGGCUGUCUAGCAAUGAUCAACAAUCAACUUGACAGAGCUUGAUGAAUUUUCUUUAUAAGAAUGGGAAAAUAUUGUACAGUCUAGGUGUGCAAAGCUCUUAGCGACUUUCCCAAAAAGACUCACAGCUGUAAUCGCCGCCAAAGGUGCUUCUACAAAGUAUUGACUCAGGGGUGUGAAUACUUAUGUAAAUUAGUUUUUUCUGUAUUUCGUUUUCAAUAAAUUUGCUAAAAUUCCUAAAAACAUGUUUUCACUCUGUCAUUAUGGGAUAUUUUGUGUAAAAAAUAAAUGGAAUCCAUUUUGAAUUCAGGCUGUAACACAACAAAAUGUGGAAUAAGUCAAGGGGUAAUGAAUACUUAUCUUUUAAUGGAUUUGCUCUUACAGAACAAAGUGUUCAUCUACCGUGGUAAGGAGUACGAGUGGCUGGAGGACUUCAGUCUGAAGCUGCUGUCUCAGUUCCCCAAUGCCGCCAGGAUAACCAGCACAGCGCCCCCUGGGGACAACAUCUGUAACUCCCAAGGACAGCGUAUCCUUCAGCCCUCUUGCAGCAUGCCCUUAUUUUCCCAGCUAUUUAAUGCUAUUUAAAUGUAAAUUAUUGGUGUUAAUGCUUCUAGUCACGACAUUGUUAAUUUGAUGUAUUUUCCAUUUAUUGGCAAGUCUUAUUAUACCUUUCUCAAGGACACAGUUUUGAACCAGUAAUCCACUGGUGCCCCAGUCUCUGUUUCCCUAUAGCACUAGGGAUUCGUUUUUGUUUUUGAAUAAUACACAGUCCUAUCCUUACCUGCUCUUCACAGACAUCCAGUGUUUUACAGUCAAGCCAGUCCUUACUGUGCCCACCCAGUUCAAAGACAAGGGGGUUCCUGAGCAGAUCCUAAAGUAAGGAACACAACAGUUUGUGGUAUGAUUAAUUUAUCUUACAUAUGCAUUACAUUGUUGGUCCCUCUUCCUCUCCUAGCUACUACAGAACCAAUGAAGUGGACCAGUUCCAGUAUUCCAGACCCUUCAGGAAAUGUGCAAAGAACCCAGACAAUGAAUUUGCUGUGAGUACCUUUCACACAGCUCUGACAGACACACCAUGCUGUAAAGCCCCAACAAAGCCAGAUCCCUCCAUUUAUACUAACACUCUUGUCUUUGAACAUCGCUAAGGAACUCAGGAAUUUAGCCCUUUUACUUAGCAGUUGCUCAAAAUAUCCUUGUUGACCAUUCCUGCAUAUUUUCUGCCUCAUGUUACAGACCAUGUGGAUCGAGAGGACAACUUACAUCACGUCCUAUUACUUCCCAGGGAUUCUCAAAUGGUUUGAAGUGAAGUCCAUCUCUGUUGUAAGUUCUCUCACUAAUGAUGAUGACAAUCACAGUAAGACAAACGUACUGGUGUUAAUGUGCUGUAUGUUGAAUCUAUUUUGAGUACUCUGAUACCACCCAUAGCAAAUAGUUCCUACGCAACCAAUUUGGUCUUCUACACUUUAAUGUCUCCUCACCUCUCCUUGCUUUUCUAUUGGUCAGGAGGAGAUCAGCCCCCUGCAGAAUGCUGUGGAAACCAUGGAGAUGGCCAAUGAGAAGCUCAGUAACCUGGUGCAGCAGCAGGCCUGUGACAGCUCCACGUCAGUCCACCCACUCUCCAUGAUGCUCAAUGGUAUUGUUGACCCUGCCGUAAUGGGUGGCUACACCAACUACGAGAAGGUUUGACUUCCACUAUUACUGUCAAUUUCAUCUCACAUUUCAGUGAAGAUUUGUCACCUGAUGUUCUUAUUUUCCAAGUCACUCUGUUAUGUUAGCUAGUAUUUAUUAUGACCAUAUGACCAUAUGACCAUAUCUCCUAGUAAAAAAUAAAAUAAUUUCACCCCCUUUCUUUCUCUGUAGGCGUUCUUCACUGACACCUACAUACACGAACACCCAGAGGACCUUCAGAGCAUUGAGGUCCUCAAACAUCUUAUUGCCCUCCAGGUACAGUAUAUUCUCAUUAUCUCCUUGUUAUUGAACCUGUCCUUAGACAUGCAGUACAUGCUGUAAGAACAGAGGCUCCUCCCUCCUCCUCUCCCCUCAGAUCCCUCUCCUGGCUGAUGGGAUCCGGAUCCACGGGGAGAAAUCCACGGAGCAGCUGAAGCCCUUACACAACCGCCUGCUCACCUGUUUCUCUGACCUGCGGGAGAGAGUGGAGAAGCAUUACGGCGUCAUAACCCUGGUCAGUUGCCAGCAGCAAACUCAAUUUAAUGUUAGAGGGUGGCAACUUUAGCUAUUGGCUCCUCUGACUGCCUCCCUAUUAAAUUCCCCUCAUUCAAAGCAGAGUGUACAUUAUAUUGCUGCAGGACCAUACAUCUUGCUUUAGGCACUCCAUUGCUGCUAGUGUUUUGCCUGUCAAUCCACUCAUCCCCUGCCAAGUUUCCUGAUGAUGUUUCAUCCCAUUUGCGUGUCCCAGCCCUGCUCUCUGACUGAGAGGAAGAAGAGUCGCGUGGGCUCCGUAGUGAUGCCCUACAUCCUUUCCUCUACCCUGCGCCGCAUGUCCACCGUCUCCAUCCUCUCCACCACCUCAUCAGGCCUCUCCAGCAGCUCCGCCUCCUCUGAUGGACCCUCCCGGCGCUCCUCCUCCCAGGAGUCAGUCCCUCACCUCCUCCUCUUUCCUCCUUCCUUCUCCCUCCUCCUCCCAGGAGACAGUCCCCCUCCUCCCUCCAUCCUCCUCCCUUCUCCCUCCUCCCUCCCUGUGUUACUCUCUUUGUGCUGCUCUGGUGGUCAAUUUGUGUUGCUAUGUUAGUAAGGAAUAUUUGUCUGUGCUUUUCCACAUCUCACAGUGUGACAUUGUCUGAAGUCUUGCACAUGCCAGUGUAUCCCUCUAACUGUACACCCCCCGCCCCCAUGUCUCUCUCUCUAUUUCUCUAUCUGUCCUGUUGACCUGAUAUCCAUCAUCAGUUCACUGUUGUCCCGUGCCACUGCCAAUGAUCGCCGGGCCUCGAUGUUGUCCCGCUCUGAGGAUGACAACCGGAUCGGUCGAAAGAACAGAAAAGAAUGGAGUGUGAGCAAGUCACAGGUUUUGGUGGAGAGACAGCCAGACAUAGAUGAGGUAACUAAAACGGUUUUGGGCUCAUAAACUAUGGCACAAAUGUAAUUUGAGAAUGCAAGUAAUUACCCAUAUACUUGACUGUGAUUUCAAGGAGGGCUGUAUCUUUGUACUCUACUCCUUUGCAGACCCCUCCAGAGAAGCAGCAGAGACCCAAAAGCCUACAGUUUGGGGACCGUCGCCUGACCCUGUCUCUGUUCCAGGGCGUCUCUUCUCAGCUCAGCCUUGGCAACCCUCUCAGCCCCCUGCCAGCCUCUCCUUACACUCCUCGCAGCUCCAGUACGUAGCUUAACUACACACAAAGGAUACAUACAAAGCAGCCUAUCCCAAACAACCUUUUAGAGAUACCGGUUCAACCUGCACACAGAAACAGUCACCUGCACAGGCAUAGAGAUAAACCCUGUAUAGGAUCCAUGCCUCGUCCACACACAGUUUUACCUGUCAUGGAGCCUAAAAUAUGUGUGUUUUGUCACUCUCUCUCUCUGCAGGUUAUUCAUCUCUCCUUGGGGAUAAUGAUGCCACCACUGACACUCCUGGGACACCCCCACCUAUGCCACCAAAGAAACAUCCCCACGAGAUGUUUGACCUCUCCCAAAACUCCUCUGAGGUACCGCUAGACUGAAAACAUCAAUAGUUUUUGUAAAAUGCACAUUGUGAAACAAAAUAUUUUAACAGGAUAUUUUUUUCCCCUGUCUCUCCAUAGUUCCUUCCUCCUCUGCCUCAGAAAAUUGACAGCAAGCCCCCUCCACCUCCUCCUAAGACCAGGAAGUCUAUGUUCCCCGGCUCCUACGAGCACAGUCCUCAGUGA